Venustampulla echinocandica is the source of this 777-nucleotide messenger RNA. RefSeq lists its product as uncharacterized. The record is from RefSeq and is a predicted model, not a curated record. The transcript has a single exon. Lineage: Eukaryota; Fungi; Ascomycota; Leotiomycetes; Helotiales; Pleuroascaceae. Bases 1 to 777 code for a protein of 258 amino acids.
AUGAAGGCCUCAAUCAUCUCCGUCGUCGCGGCCGCUGCUGCCGUCAACGCCCACGGUGGCAACUCCACCAUCCCCACUGGAACCAUCUCAACCAUCUACUCCACCAGUGUCUACACCAUUACCUCGUGCGCCCCAACUGUCACCAACUGCCCCGUCGGCAAGGUGACCAGCGAGGUCUACAGCACCACCACCUUCUGCCCAGCUACCACCCCAGCGGUUGCCACCAGUGUCCCAGCUGGCCCAAGCAUCUCAACCGAGUACCAGACUCACGUCUAUACCAUCACCUCAUGCGCACCAACCGUGACCAACUGCCCCGUCGGCAAGGUCACCAGCACUGUCGAGACUGUGACCAAGGUCCACCCAACCGGCAAGCCAUCAGGAGUUAUCCCUCCCCCAGCCGGCAAGCCAGAGUGCCCAGCUGUCACCUCCUACGUUACUGUCACUGUCCCAGCCACCCCAGCUGGCCAGAAGCCAGCAACCAGCGUUGGUGCCGUCUGCCCAGGUGGUGCUAACUGCCCUCCUGCUGCCACCGGUGUUGCCCCUCCUGCCAACACUGCCGUCGUCUGCCCCGGUGGAGCCAGCUGCCCUCCCGCAAACACCGCUGUUGUUGUCUGCCCAGGUGGAGCCAACUGCCCCAAGCCUGUUCCAUCUGCCGCCCCCACCGGAGGCAAGAGCUACAACACCACCACCACCGUUCCCUUCACCAGCGGAGCCUCAGCACAGAAGGCUGGUGGCCUCUUGAUGGCCGUCGGUCUCGCAGCCGCCUAUCUCUUGUAA